Molecule: messenger RNA, 474 nt
Organism: Acanthosepion pharaonis
Lineage: Eukaryota; Metazoa; Mollusca; Cephalopoda; Sepiida; Sepiidae
Source: the annotation of a GenBank genome assembly
AUGUGUGCUGACGGGAGUUCGACUGCAAAAUACGAAACAAUUUUAUUAAUCCUUAAUAUUGUCACUCUCACUGACCAAUUAGAAAUAAUUAAGGAAAUUCUAUCUAUCUAUCUAUCUAUCUAUCUAUCUAUCUAUCUAUCUAUCUAUCUAUCUAUCUAUCUAUCUAUCUAUCUAUCUAUUAUAUUUAUCAAAAGCAUCCCAAAAAAGAAGAAAGAUCGAUCAAUCCUUCGAUUCUCUGAUUGUGGGAAAGACCCUCAGCGUCCAAUCAGAAUUCGCUACGUGAGAAUCAGUCCAAUGCCCGUCGUCAUUCCGGGGACUUUGUAUUUAAGCAUGGGCGGUUCGUUGACCCACGACCUCCCACGUCGCCUGACCAUCGACCUUAGUCCGCGUGGGAUCAUGGUAAGUCAUUCUCUCUCUCCUCUUUCUUUCUUAAUUUUUUUUUCUUUCAUUUCAUCUUGUAAUUCCUUUUCUUAA